This is a messenger RNA of Lachancea fermentati, 693 nucleotides long. The record is from the annotation of a GenBank genome assembly. Lineage: Eukaryota; Fungi; Ascomycota; Saccharomycetes; Saccharomycetales; Saccharomycetaceae.
AUGGCACGCCAGAACUUCCUUGGACUGGUGGUUUCCCAGGGUAAGAUGCAGAAGACGGUGAAGGUUCGUGUGGAAAGAAAAGUUUUCAAUAAGAGGAUCAAUAAGGAGCUUUUCCACAGAAAGGACUAUUUAGUGCACGAUGAAGGUGAAGUAUCGCGUGAAGGAGAUCUGGUACGUAUUGAAGCUACAAGGCCACUUUCGAAGCGAAAGUUUUUUAGUAUCGCUGAGAUCAUAAAAAACAAGGGUCAACAAUUCGCGCUAUUCGAGUCGCAAGCCAAGGUUAAUGUCGCCAAGGAAGAAGCGAAGAAGACAGGCGAGUUUUUGAAAAGACGUCAAAUGUUAGAGAAUGAUAAAAGUGUUUUGUUGGAGGAUAUACGCCAAAUUCAAGAUACGCUUGCAAGAGGGGAGAGUCCGGAGACGCUUGCGGAGAUAAAGGCUAGAUACGGAAUUGAGAGCUUUACUCCUGAGACUGUGAAGGAGUUACUACAGUUGAAUGUGUUAGCGCUAGAGCAAGAAGUGUUGAAACAGAGAUCCAAGAUAGUUACUGUUCAAGCACGUGUACAGGAACUUCUAGAAGACGAAGAAGCCUCAAACAAGUUUCUAGAAGGUAAUGGGGUAGAAGAUCCAGCUUCAUUAAAAAGCAACAUUAGAAAGAAUCUAUUGAGGAAGUACGUCAUGCAACAAGAAUUGUAA